AUGGUCGCCGACGCUCUCGUUUACCACCCUGCGCUGGCGCACUGGCUGCGCUUCGUCGCGACAACAGUCGGUCGCGACAAGCUCCUCCGAACCAUCCAAUACUUCUCCCGCUUCUACGCCUGGUACCUAUUCCGCACCAACAAGCCGCAAUCCGCAAUCGACCCGUACAAUGCCGUUAAGAAGCAGCUCGGCACAACGCGCAAGCUUAUGCGUAUUGGCAAGUUCCUCGAACACCUCAAGGCUGCCUCCGUCGCUCUGGAUAACAAGGGUCCCGUGGACCCUGUCCUGCGCUACUUGAGUGUCGGUCGCCAGCUCGGUUACGCGGGCUACCUAACCCUUGACAUGGUGACUGUUGUUGAUGCGAUCGGGUUCCGCAAGCUAGAGUCUGCGAAGCGGUUGCAGGAGAGUGCGUACCGGUCUUGGGCGGCUGGUCUGAUGUGCAGUGCUGUUGCGGGUCUUUACACUCUUUUCAUGUUGCGUGAGAAGGAGAAGACUAUUGACCGGAAAGAGGGUGAGGGUGUUGUGGAGGCGAAGAAAAUUGAGAAGGAGCGCUCUGCUGCUCGGGUACAACUCGUCUCUGAUCUGUGUGAUCUUGCGGCCCCGUUGUCUGCGAUUGGUAUUGUCAACCUUGAUGAUGGCCUGGUCGGUAUUGCUGGUACCGUUAGCUCUUUGAUCGGUGUCUGGUCUCAGUGGCGCAAGACCGCAUAA
Molecule: messenger RNA, 708 nt
Organism: Penicillium odoratum
Lineage: Eukaryota; Fungi; Ascomycota; Eurotiomycetes; Eurotiales; Aspergillaceae
Product: PEX11 family protein
Exons: 3
Coding region: 1-708 (235 amino acids)
Biological process (GO): regulation of peroxisome size; peroxisome fission
Cellular component (GO): peroxisomal membrane
Source: RefSeq, a predicted model, not a curated record